Messenger RNA from Chroicocephalus ridibundus (black-headed gull), 2160 nucleotides. It is a transcript of the gene KIN, whose product is annotated as Kin17 DNA and RNA binding protein. Gene Ontology annotation, cellular component: nucleus. The transcript is spliced from 13 exons. Lineage: Eukaryota; Metazoa; Chordata; Aves; Charadriiformes; Laridae. The record is from RefSeq and is a predicted model, not a curated record. The coding region runs from base 73 to 1245 and encodes 390 amino acids. Gene Ontology annotation, molecular function: double-stranded DNA binding. Gene Ontology annotation, biological process: DNA damage response; DNA replication.
GCGGACGCUUCCGGCGGGGGUCAGGGUCCGGGAGUGGGGUGGUGGAGGGUCAGCGCUGUCGCCGCCGCCGCCAUGGGGAAGUCGGAUUUCCUCAGCCCUAAGGCCAUCGCCAACCGCAUCAAGUCCAAGGGGCUGCAGAAGCUGCGCUGGUACUGCCAGAUGUGUCAGAAGCAGUGCCGCGAUGAGAAUGGCUUCAAAUGUCAUUGCAUGUCUGAGUCCCACCAGAGGCAAUUGCUACUGGCUUCUGAAAAUCCUCAGCAAUUCAUGGAUUACUUUUCUGAGGAAUUCCGAAAUGAUUUCCUAGAACUGCUCAGGAGGCGAUUUGGAACAAAGAGAGUCCACAAUAAUAUUGUGUACAAUGAAUAUAUCAGUCAUCGAGAGCACAUCCACAUGAAUGCCACGCAGUGGGAGACGCUGACUGAUUUUACUAAAUGGCUGGGGAGAGAAGGUCUUUGCAAGGUUGAUGAGACUCCAAAAGGCUGGUAUAUUCAAUAUAUUGAUAGAGACCCAGAGACUAUUCGCAGGCAGCAAGAGCAAGAGAGGAAGAAGAAACAGGACCUUGAUGAUGAAGAAAAAACUGCUAAAUUCAUUGAACAACAAGUCAGAAGAGGUUUGGAGGGGAAAGAACUGGAAAAGCCGGUCUAUACUGAACUGAAUAGAGAAAAUGAAGAAGAAAAAGUUACAUUUAAUUUAAACAAAGGAGCAAGUACUUCAAUAGCAGCAUCUUCCAAAACAAGCAGUGUCCUUGGACCAAAUGCACUGAAGACAGUGGAAGGAGCAGUUAAAAGAAAAGAAUCAUCUCAUAGCUCUGGUCAGUCCAAAGAGAAAAAGAAGAAAUCUGCACUGGAUGAGAUUAUGGAGCUUGAAGAGGAGAAGAAAAGAACAUCUCGAAGAGACUACUGGUUGCAGCCCGAAAUCGUUGUAAAAAUUGUAACAAAAAAGCUCGGAGAGAAGUAUCACAAGAAGAAGGCAGUUGUGAAGGAAGUGAUUGACAAAUAUACAGCAGUUGUGAAGAUGAUUGAUUCUGGAGACAAACUGAAGCUUGAUCAGACGCAUCUAGAAACUGUAAUACCAGCACCAGGCAAGAAAGUGAUGGUGUUAAAUGGUGGUUACAGGGGAAACGAAGGCAUCUUGGAAUCUAUCAACGAAAAGCGAUUUUCAGCGACAAUAAUCAUCGACUCUGGACCUCUAAAAGGACGCCGAGUUGAAGAUAUCCAGUAUGAAGACAUUUCCAAACUCGCCUGAGGCACUAAUCGUGGAUCAGAGAUUUUGGUUCCCCAGAACAUCUUUUUGGCACCUUGCAGGCAGGCACGAGACUCUACCAUGUCAGGGUUCUAACUGCGUGUGUAUGUAUUUAUAAUGUAUAUAGAAAUGAACCACAAGCAAACUGGAUUUAUUUAAAGGUCACUGUUUGUUACAUAAAGUGUUUGUGGAAAUCUUACCAGUGGAAAUAUUUCAUCUGAUUCUGUGUCAAAGUUAUGUUAUAAUAUUUGGUUCAAUUUCCUUUUGUAAAAUAUAGCAGAUAGCUGCAAGAUGGAGUAUUUUAUUUACUGAAGAAUGUUAGGAGUUCUGUAAGAGCGAGAAUUACCCACAAAUAGCUGCUUGAGGCAGGCAGCGUGUGUCGGAGCCAGUGGAGUUUAAACAGCACACUUCUCAAUCCGCAGCCAAAAUUGAGUUCUGGCGGCAGGAACAAGGGAAGGGAUUAGGAGAAUAGCAGUAAGGUAACAGUGCUGCAAGGGAUUAUUUUCCUGUAUUUUUCGAAGAAUGGUCUGGUUUAUUCAGUGCUGUCACCAACUUAUUUUUGGUUAGCACAUCAGCGACAGUAGAAUCCAAGUCAUCACUCCUCCAUCAUCGUGUUUGUCAGGGUUCCUAAUAGUACUAUUAUGCAAUUUGUCUUCAUACGGACUCCAAGGUGGAUGUUAACUGGUGGGGUUUUUAGGAUGCCAGCUGAAGUGUGCACAGAUACGAAUUGGUGAUUGCUGGUUUGGUUUUCUGGAGCCUUUUCCUUUGUUCAUGCUUCCAUUUUAGUUCUGUACAUGAGUAAGAUUACUCAUGCUAAAUGAUGUAACAUUACUUUUUUAUUUAAAAAAAAAGUCACAUUUUGUACAAUGUUUAAUUUCUAAGGCAGUUCUGGAAUAAACAUUAACCUUUCUUAGGUCA